Messenger RNA from Eufriesea mexicana, 1217 nucleotides. RefSeq names its product RNA-binding protein squid. Bases 153 to 1064 code for a protein of 303 amino acids. The transcript has 2 exons. Gene Ontology annotation, biological process: regulation of gene expression. Gene Ontology annotation, cellular component: nucleoplasm; chromatin. Lineage: Eukaryota; Metazoa; Arthropoda; Insecta; Hymenoptera; Apidae. Gene Ontology annotation, molecular function: RNA binding. The record is from RefSeq and is a predicted model, not a curated record.
UCACCAUAAGAACCGACUGUGACGCGUGCCAACUGUUCCGAAAUUAUUCUGGUGCGCAGUACACCGUUGCAUUUACUGAUCUCAUCGGUUCGACCAGCCCACUUUGUAUUUUCUGACGUGGUUUUAACGCGGUAAGCUCUAAACGGUACGCGAUGGCGGCGGUUGACUGUUACCAGAAUCAAGCCCAGAACGAGGGUACCGGCCAACAGACACAGUCUCAACAACAGCAGUCUCAACAGCAACAACAACAGCAAUCUCAACAACAACCACAACAACAAUCACAGUCACAGCAACAACAGCCGCAACAGCAACAAGCUACCGCCGGAAUUCCAGGCAAAGAUGAUGAACGCAAACUUUUCGUUGGUGGCCUAUCGCGUAAUACUACCGACAAAGAAUUACGGGAUCAUUUUAGUAAAUUUGGUGAAAUUGAGAGCAUUUCCGUGAAAAUUGACCCCUAUACUGGUACUUCACGAGGUUUUGCGUUUAUGGUAUUUACCAAUCCAAAAACGAUCGACAAACUUUUGGCUUCUGGCGAGCAUUACAUCAAUAAGAGAAGGGUGGAUCCCAAACGGGUGAAUAAAAAGCCUCAACAUGGCAAAAUUUUUGUCGGUGGCCUUACACCAGAAAUUACCGAUGAAGAUAUUAAAACAUAUUUUGGACAAUAUGGAACAAUUGUUGAAUUGCAAGCACCGUUCGAUAAGGUAAAAAACCAGAGAAAAGGAUUUUGUUUCAUUACAUUUGACUCGAAGGAAGUAGUGUACAAGUUACUCAAAACACCUAAACAAACAAUAAAUGGAAAAGAAGUAGAUGUCAAAAAAGUAAAAGUUAAUCCAGACCCAAGGAAUCAAGGAUUUUGGGGUCCAAGCUAUGGUUAUGGAUACGGUGGAGGCUAUGGAUACAUUCCUGAAUAUUGCAAUGGCUAUCAAGGGGGAUAUGAUGAUAUGUAUGCAAAUUAUGAUUAUGCCGGUUAUGAUGGAUACGACAACAUGGGAUAUGGGGCUCAAGGUAAGCCACGAGGAAACGGUCAGGGACCACGUCAAUUUCAGAGACAUCAGCCGUAUUAAGAAUGGAUUUAUGAAUCCUACAUACUCAAAAUUUGGUGAUAAAGCAAGAAUAUUGUAAGGAGUAGACCAACUUUGUCUGAAUACAGGCUAAGGCUGAGAUAGGGAAAUUUGGGAAAACAGAGCUUAUAGGGUCAUUGAUGGACUUGUAUGAAA